UAAUGUGUACUCGCGUUUGAGAAUUGGGAAAAAGGAAACGCCAAAGUCGCCAACCCUAUAGGUUCUUUCUUUGUAAAAGCGCUUCUAUAAAAACCAACGUAAUUAAAACCCCACCAAUCCACAUUAUAUUCAUAUCUCCCAAACCCAUCGGAAAAGUGCUUUUUUUUUUCUUAAUUCUUCUUCUUUCAAUUCCUCUCUGUUUUUUUCUAAAAUUCCAUUUUAUGUUCUUAUACACUAAACCUAACUAAACCCCAUGGAAUCGCAUGUGCAAUUCACCCAAACGGGGCCGUCUUGGACUAAUGAGAAGCACAUGCACUUCUUGAAUUCCAUGGAAGCUUCUUUCGUCCGAUCAAUGUUCCAAAAUCGCGCCCAUCGCCGCCGUCUACGGCUGGACCGCCUCUUGCCGGACACCGCUGACUCAACCCUAGAUUCCCCUCUUAACCACACAAAAAACCAUCCCACCUCCGGAAGUGCAAGAAUGAACGGUAGAUCUACCAGGAGAUCAAGGAGGACAUCAUCUCCGCCGUACAGUUCAACUCAAGAUCAGGUGGUCCCACAGAUGGAAAAGAUAGCAGUUGAGGAUGAAGAUGAGAGAGACCAUCCCAUGUCACCUCUCAACUAGGAAAUAUAUUAUUAUUAUUCUUGGAUUUUUUUUUCCUUCUUUUAAUCUUUAUAUCUUUUCACUUUAGUUAAAAGAUGGGUCUAAUUGAGAAAUUAAGUGGAUUUUGAUUGGGUGGUAAAAUUAAUUUUAAUUGGAUUACUUAUCUUAAGCUUACAAA
Messenger RNA from Cucumis melo (muskmelon), 779 nucleotides. RefSeq lists its product as uncharacterized. The record is from RefSeq and is a predicted model, not a curated record. The transcript is spliced from 3 exons. Gene Ontology annotation, biological process: regulation of circadian rhythm; response to cold. Bases 254 to 622 code for a protein of 122 amino acids. NCBI's taxonomy places the organism in Eukaryota, Viridiplantae, Streptophyta, Magnoliopsida, Cucurbitales, Cucurbitaceae.